UGGACUGCAGAGGAAACGUCUCGCUCAUUUUGUAAAGUAUUUUGUAAAACUUCAAGAUGCUUUGGCGCUGCGUUAUCUGCCUCGUUUUCCUCACUUUUUCACUGAAACAGUUAUUGAGCCAUAUUAAUCGAAUGCACAGCCGUAGCCCUGAUUUCAGGUUGCUGUGUGGUAUUGACGGAUGCACUGAGGAAUAUCGAGUGUAUAACUCAUUCUAUCAUCAUGUGAAAAGAAGACACUCUCAACACCUUAUUGAAAGCAACAGACCAGGCGAUGGCAACCAUGUAGGUGAACAGCCACAGGAGGAGAAUCAAGGAACACACCAGCAACAAGACAACAUUCAACCCAAUCAACUUCCAGAGGACUCUAGUAUCACCAAUCAACAGCUCUGUACACCUGAUACAGAUGAAGGGCAAAUGGACAUUAACCAAGAUGGAGCUGCCACAGUACAACCAGAUCUGACAACACAGGCCACUGCCUUUGUCAUAAAUGCCCGGGCCAAACAUCGUCUCUCACAGAAAGACAUGAAUGACAUUGUUGCUGGAGUGCAGCAGUAUCAGUCAUCAUUGUUGGACAACCUCAGGGGGCAGAUGAAGCAAGUACUAAAGAAUCAUUCAGGAAGCACAUCAGGACACCUUCAAAAAGAAGUAAUGGGCAUAUUUGAUAAUUUUAUUGACCCUUUUGCAAGUGUUGCAACAACAUUUCGACAGAACAGUGUUAUUAAGAAGCAGUUCAGUGUUGUGGAUGCAGAAGAAAUUCCAAUUGCUCGAAGCAUAUGCAAGACGAAACGUGGAGGAUCUAAAGACUUUUUCAUCAAAGACAAAGUAUUUCAUUAUGUACCAUUAGUCAAAAGUCUAGAACAGUUCUUAUCACAUCCAAGGAUAUGGUCUAUGAUUGACAAGGGACCACAGAGGUGCAGAGAAGGUUUUUUUGUGGACAUUGUUGAUGGCACCCUUCUAAAAUCACAUCCCUUAUUUUCAGAGAUACCAAAUGCUUUACAGAUUGUUGUAUACACAGAUGAAAUAGAGAUCUGUAAUCCACUAGGAUCAUUUGCAUCAAAAAACAAAUUAUUAAUGGUGUAUUACACCUUAGCAAACAUAAAUCCGAAAUACAGGUCUAAACUUGCUGCUAUUAGGCUACUUGCGCUAGCUAGGUCAGUAGACCUCCGUCAAUGUGGUGUAGAUGUAAUAUUGAAUAGAAUCAAAGAAGAUAUGGAUGCAUUGUACCAUGGUGUUAAAAUGCAAACUAUUAAUGGACAGAAAACUGUUUAUGGUGCCAUGGUCUCCGUUUGUGGCGACACUCUGGCGCAGCAUGAACUUGCAGGGUUCAAAGAGGGUGUGGGCUUUGCCUACAGUAAAUGCAGACACUGUGAGUGUACUUUUGAGGACAUGCAGUCCCACUUCAACGAGGAUUCAUUUACCAAAAGGACCUUGAAAAAGCAUAUCAGACAAACUAAUGAAAUAGAAAAGGCAAACACAGACUUGCUUCGCAACAGCCUAAGAACAACAUAUGGGAUCAAUCGCAGGAGCAAAUUAGUUGACAUGCCUGCCUUUGAUAUUAUUCAACAGACUCCGCAAGAUAUUAUGCAUGUUAUUCUGGAAGGAAUAGCUCCUUUGGAAAUCAAGCAUGUUUUGAAUCAUCUUGUUCAGUCAGGGCAGAUAGAUCUGGACUCUGUGAAUUCUGCUAUUCUUGGUUUCCCUUAUUCCCCUCUGGAUGUUAGAGAUCGGCCAUCCCCAAUUUCAGUUAGUACAUUAAUGUCAAAUGAUGGUAAAUUAAAACAGUCGUCUGGUCAAAUCCUUGUCCUGCUAAGGAUAUUGCCAUUUGUUUUGGAAAGCUUGAAAGCCAAUGCAUAUGUGCAUUUGAUCAUUGAGCUAAUAGAGAUUGUGCAAAUAGUGUUUGCACCUGUUCUUACCAUUGGAACAGUUUCUAGAUUGAAGUCAGUAAUUGAAAAUCAUUUGAAAAAAUGGAAGGAACUUUUUCCAGCAAACAGUAUCACACCUAAGCAGCAUUAUAUGGUACAUUUGCCAUCACAGAUUAAGUCAAUGGGUCCAAUGAUUAGACAUGUGCAUGCGGUUUGAGUCUAAACAUUGUUUCUUUAAACAAUGGGCUUUGAAGAUCAAUUUUAAAAAUAUUUGCAAGUCUUUGAUUAAUCAGAAUCAAAUGUACGAAAGCUGCCAAAAUGCCGACCCUUCAAUGCACCCAAUCUUUUCAAAUGAAAGAGAGAUGGGACCUGUAUCUGAGGUUAAAGAUCUACAAUAUUUACAUGGAAAAUUAAGAGACUUCCUAGGUUAUGAUGAAGUAAACAAUGCUGUAUCAGUCAAAUGGCUUGUGAUAAAUGGCAAUAAAUACAUAACUCAAAAGUCAAUGAUCCUUGCCAAAGUAGUAAAUGAUAAUAUGCCAGAAUUUGGACUGGUCAAAAACAUAUUUAUUGUUGAUUCUAGGCUUUAUUGUUUAGAAUAUCAACCAUUUCAAACUAUACACUUUGAUAGAAAUAUGAUGGCAUAUCAAGUUGAGGUCCCGCAUCUUGCACAGGCUACUGAGUUAGUGGAUGCUGAAAAGCUAGUUGACUUUACCUCUUAUUACACAAUGAGCAGCAAGAGCCAAACCUUUGUACAGGUCAAAUACCAUCUUGGGGAUGUAAUAGAAUUGUACAACACUGACAAAUGAGUCAUUCUGUGUUCCCAAAAUAUGAUAUGACUUUUGCUUUUAAAGAAGCUUUGUAAUUUGACCAUGGAAUAUCAAAUUAAGGACGGUCAGAUGAAAUCCUGUUGCAGUGUACAAAAUGAUCUGAAUGUUUGUAUAAAGAUAAGCUAUUUCUGUUUGAUGUUUUACAUUUUAAAAAGUUAAAUGUUUAAAUGUUACAUAUUAGAUGUUUAAUCAUUAGAUCAGAUGUGCCAAGUGCCAAUU
Perca flavescens (yellow perch) is the source of this 2904-nucleotide messenger RNA. RefSeq lists its product as uncharacterized. The coding region runs from base 57 to 2075 and encodes 672 amino acids. Lineage: Eukaryota; Metazoa; Chordata; Actinopteri; Perciformes; Percidae. The record is from RefSeq and is a predicted model, not a curated record. The transcript has 4 exons.